This is a messenger RNA of Poecilia latipinna (sailfin molly), 3256 nucleotides long. RefSeq names its product finTRIM family, member 86 (gene ftr86). Gene Ontology annotation, molecular function: protein binding; zinc ion binding. The coding region runs from base 1207 to 3045 and encodes 612 amino acids. The transcript is spliced from 11 exons. The record is from RefSeq and is a predicted model, not a curated record. Lineage: Eukaryota; Metazoa; Chordata; Actinopteri; Cyprinodontiformes; Poeciliidae.
CUGGUUAUUCGUCGUGCUACCCGGCUAGCUGCCCUUGGGUCCGCUUCUUUUUCUCAUAACGGCGCCAUGUACAGUAGAAGUUAUGGUCACUUUCGGCGAGGGAGGGGUGAUCUACUGAACUCGUUCAACUUAACAUGCUUUGCUUACGACAUGAAUGUAUAACAACUGAAAAUGUUUUAAAUAUAGACCUUGUAAUACAACUUAUCAAGCACUUUUACUGAUUCAAUUUAUUUAUAUUUUCAUGAAUUGUUUCUUGUUUGACAUUAAAACAGCCCAGCUGUUAAUUCCAGCUGUGUAGUCUAAAUGAAAACCACUAAAUGCUAAAAGAGCUCAGAUCUCAUGAUAUGAACCGCAGGGUGUUCUGCUAACACGAAUUGGACACUUAUUUUGCAUCAUAAGCAAAUAAAUAAAACACACACAGAGGUUGUGGAAAGCUGUAGACAAAGUGGGGGGUCACAGAGCUUAUACCCCGUUCCAACAUGGGUGCAAGUAACCCCGCGCCCAAAGAGUAGAGACUAAAACAGGCUAAAUAUUCAACACUAAUAGAUAAGAUUAAAAACAAGACUGUAAAACAAAUUCUUAGAUAAAAACCCUUAAAUGGCUUGCGCCGUUGGAAAAAUGAGGCGGAUCCAACUGGGACUCUGAGCAUCGCAUGCGUCAGCGCCUCCCUGUGCAGACGUCAGACAUACCUCACAUAAGACUUGUUUUUCCUCUUUUUUGGAUAAGGGCUGGGUUAGUAGUAGGGAAAUAAUUAGUGAUUCAACUCACACAAAACCCCAUGAAUUACGUCAUGGCUGAUUAGUGCCAAAUAACCAGUUUGUCUUGUUGUGGGCAAAAAAGUGUUCCUCAUUAUUUUCAUUUCCCAAAAAAGAGAGUUAAACCAAUUGUUAUUCAAAAAAUGUCAAACAUUUAUCCCAAUCAUUUUGUUUUGUGAAUUUUAAAACAAUGAUUUAGAUGGUUCAGGUUAAAAGUACUCUUAAACGAUUGACAAACACCAGUGACAUAAUAGAAAGAAACUCCACCACACCUGUUCUACAAGCCCCACCCCAAGCUAAGGAAGCUUGAGCAUUUCAGUGCAUGUGACUCAAGUCAACUGUCAUUUUACUACUUUGGUCCCUUGCUGUUCUUUCUUUUUGCUAUAAGCAUUGAUUUUUGUAAACUGUGACAUACUUCUUCAUUGAUACCGUCCAGACCUCAAGCAUCAUCAUGGCCUCAGCUUGGCCUGAAGAGGAGAGCUUUGCUUGCUCUGUAUGUCUGGAAACUCUGAAAGAGCCCACCACUCUAACAUGUGGACAUUCCUACUGCUUGAAUUGCAUCGAAAACCACUGGGACAAGGAAGACGACAAAGGUCACUACAGCUGCCCGCAGUGUAGGCAGCUCUUCACGCCUCGACCUUAUGUGGCCAAGAAUACGCUGCUUGCACAGGCCAUGGAGAAGCUAAGAACAAACAGCAUAAAGCAAAGCAACAUGGUGGGCAUCUAUUCAGCUGACCCGGUGAUGCCCGUCUACUUGGACGUCAUAUCGGAUAUUGGGCCCAGGAAGGGGAGCGUGUACCCUCAACUCCCUUCGGUGGAACAAAGAAUCUGCCCUCAACACAAGCAACCACUGGAUUUGUUUUGCCAUGAAGACAAGGAGUGUGUGUGUGUGAUGUGUUGCCAGGAUGGACACACGGGACAUCGUGUGGUUGGACCACAAGAAGAAAGAAGAGAGAGACAGCAAGAGCUUGUCCAGAUGCAGGCAGAAGUACAACGGAGAAUCCAGGAGACCAAGAGGAAUAUCAUGGAGAUCCCGCAUACUGCGCGUCAACAAAAAGCCUUGCUGCAGGCCCUUCAAAGGGAGAGCGCUGAUUUAUUUGCAGAACUGGUGAAGAGUCUAAAUCUGACAGGGACACAAGUUGGUGAGCUCCUUAUUGCUCAGGAGAGCGUCUUUGACGGACAAGUCGAAACACUGGUGAAGCAUUUAGAGCAAGAUUUAUCACAGCUUCAACAAAAGAGUGAGGAGCUGGGCAGGCUGGCUUACAUGCAGGAUAAUAUCUCCUUCCUGAAGAACUUCCUCCUCAUGGAGCCGCUGGGGCAGACUGGUGCCACAGGACAGUCUGGGAUUAUUCAGGAGGAAGGUGUGGUGGCUUCCAUACGAUCGGUCAUUAAAGAGCUGCAAGAGUCCAUACAGAACCUCUGCAAAGAAAGUCUAUCCAAGAUUGUCAAAAUAGUGAGUCAUGAACCCAUGGCUUCAACACCCAAUGGUGUGGCAGCAGCAAGCACAGGGUCCACUGAUUAUUCUGGUCAGGCUGCUGCACAGGCUUCAGUCUAUGAAGAAAUUGAUGUUUCUCCACCGCCACAACCUAUGCGACAUCAGUUUUCCUCCAUAGUACGUGAGUCUUCAAGAUUCAGAGGAUCUAUGAGUCAUCAAGGAAACCCUCCACCUCUCCCACCUUUUAGGCCUCAAGCAUCUGGAUCAAUUAAGCUUGUGAAUCCAGAGCCAAAAACAAGAGAGGAAAUGUUAAAAUUCCGCUUUGAACCUACCAUAGACCCAAACACAGCCUACCGCCACAUGAAGCUGUCGGAAGAUUGUCGUAAGGUCACAAUGCGUUCUGAAAACCUGAAUCCACCUGACCACCCUGAUCGCUUCUUCUUCUGGAGACAAGUUCUCUGCAAAGAGCCCCUGGCAGGGAGCCCUUACUACUGGGAGGUCGAGUGGACUGGCCAGAAGAUCACCAUUGGUGUUGCUUUCAAGGACAUGGAGCGCAAAAGCAGUGACAACAAAAGUCGUCUGGGUCACAACGCUCAGUCCUGGAGCCUUUACUGGUCUGGUACCGGCUACUCCUUCUGGCACAAUAACCAGGAGAAACUUCUGGGCUCGCCCAAGGCUGCGCGGCUCGGCGUCUAUCUGGACCAGCAUGCUGGGAUUCUAAACUUUUACAGCAUCGCCCACAGCCAGGCUCAUCUCAUCCAUCACUACGAGACGCAGUUCACCGGGCCACUGUACGCAGGGUUCAGGCUGGGGGCCGGAGUAGGGGACUCUCUCACCAUUUGUAAACUGGAUUGAGUUUUUGAUUCUCGUAGAUUGGUUGCUGUGUUUUUGAUUAUUCCAACUAACGUUUAAGCUCUCAAAAUGUCUUGUGACCGUGACAUGCAUGGAAACACUUAACUGUGCAAUUUCCAGAAUAUUUUGUGCGCCAAUCUCAUUGUGAUUUGAAGUGUUAAUAAAUUGUUGAAAGGCAAUAAAAUAAAAUAAAAAAAAAACAUCUUAUUUGAAA